AUGCUUUUAUUUGCGACUAUAAUUGUUAGUCUUGGCGUUAGUCAAGCUGAUGACCCGUUGCGUCCACAAUAUCAUAUGAUGCCACCUAAAAAUUGGCUCAAUGAUCCAAAUGGACCUGUAUACUACAAUGGUUACUAUCAUAUGUUCUUUCAGCAUAAUCCGAAUGCAGCCGUAUGGGGAGAUAUGCAUUGGGGUCAUUGCUACAGUGAAGAUAUGGUUCAUUGGAUUCAUUUACCGGUAGCUAUUGCACCUGAUCAACCGUAUGAUAAAAACGGAAUAUUUACUGGAAGUACAACUCUUGUUGAUGGUAUUCCAGUUAUUAUCUACACUGGAAUAACAGAAACAAAUGAACAAGUACAAUGUCAAGCUCGACCAGCUAAUCUAUCUGAUCCGACAUUAACAAGUUGGAUUAAAUCUCCGCUAAAUCCCAUUAUAACACAUCCCAAUGGACGUGAUCCAGCAACAGCAUUUGAAGAUGAUUAUAAUAAUUAUUAUUUAAUCUAUGGAUUUGGAACAGAUGAAUUAGGUGGUCAAGCAGUAUUGUUUACUUCAAAAGACUUUUCCAAUUGGACAUAUCUACAUCCAAUUCAUAGCAAUCAUUAUGAUAAUUUUUGGGAAUGUCCAGAUAUUUUUAAUGUUUCGAAUCGAAUCGUCUUAAAAGCAUCAUUACGUGGUCAAGAUUUUUGGGCUAUAGGCGAUUUUGAUCCAACUAAUUUAAUUUUUGUACCAGUAGGUAAUGAUCUUGGUGAAUACACACAAUUAAUUGAUCAAGGAAAAUUUUAUGCAUCAAAAUCAUUUUAUGAUCCAUUGAAUGAUCAACAAGUAAUUAUGGGUUGGACUGCUGAAGAUGAUAAUCAAGGUGAACAACGUGGUUGGCAAGGUUUACAUACUCUUCCACGAGCUAUCUUUCUUUCUGAUGAUGGACUUCAAUUACGUACACGUCCAAUAGAAGCAUUACAAAGUCUAAGAAAUGAAAAGACUCAUCGACAUUUUCAGAAUGUUAUUUUACCAACAGUAAUUCCGUUCGUACUUGUACCUGAUGUUAGUGGAAAUCAAAUAGAAAUUAUAAUCAAUUGGCAAUUUUCAAUGAAUCAGAAUUUAGAUUUUGGCAUGAGUGUUCUUUCAACAUCCGAUGGUAGUCAACAAACAAAUAUUGGAAUUAUAACACAAAGAAAUACGAGUGUGAUGAUGAAUUGGGAUCUGGCAGGAUGGGAUUAUUUCAGUGUUCCUAAUAUUCAUCAGUGGUCUGAUUGUCAACCAGUUUGUGAUCAAGAUACAAAAUGUCAAGCUUGGACAUUUGUAACUGAUCGACAAAUUAAUAAUAAUUGCUUUCUUAAAUCAGGUAUACCUCUUUUAAAUUCAAAUGCGGCAUGUGUAUCAGGUGUUAAACAGAAAGGAUUAGAUCAACAACCUGUUUGGAUUUAUAUUGAUCGAACAUUAUCACAAACAAAUCCAGCAGCAGCACAUUCACCACUUCAUGGAACUAUUUGGAUGGAACCAUCGUCGUCGUUAUUAAAUGGUCAAUGGUUUCUUGGAUUAAAUAUUUUUAUUGAUCAUUCGAUUAUUGAAGUGUUUGAACCAAAAGGCGGUCGUGUGGCCAUUACAGCACGUGUCUAUCCUGAAAAAGAGAAUGCGAAAUAUCUGGGUGUGUAUGUGCAUGAAGCUUCGACGGAUGAGAAUAAAAUUAUCAUUAAUACACUAGAUAUCUGGACUCUGAACACUAUCUGGACAUGA
Messenger RNA from Didymodactylos carnosus, 1734 nucleotides. NCBI's taxonomy places the organism in Eukaryota, Metazoa, Rotifera, Eurotatoria, Philodinida, Philodinidae. The record is from the annotation of a GenBank genome assembly.